Molecule: messenger RNA, 1250 nt
Organism: Medicago truncatula (barrel medic)
Lineage: Eukaryota; Viridiplantae; Streptophyta; Magnoliopsida; Fabales; Fabaceae
Product: putative esterase C31F10.02
Exons: 3
Coding region: 185-667 (160 amino acids)
Molecular function (GO): fatty acyl-CoA hydrolase activity
Source: RefSeq, a predicted model, not a curated record
UUCUUCACGCGAGGGGGCCAGUAAAGUGAAGUGUUAUCCUUCUUUAUAUCUUUACUUUAUUUUUGUGUAGAUCUCAUUCUAUUUCAAAAAUGAAAUUGAAAUAAUAAAUAAAAAGUUGAUCAUGAUAUAAUUACGAAGAUGAAUUGAAGAUAGUAAAGAUUGGGGAAAAGGUGAAGGAAAAAGAAUGGAAAAAAGAGAAGGAACGAUUACGGAUUUAGAAUCAGUGAAGAGAUAUUUAGAGAAAAGAGAAGCAUCAACGGUAGAUGAUGAAUUUCCUCCCAAGUUCCUGGAACCUUUCAUCUUGCGUGGCCUACGAUUGGAUCUCAUUGAGCCUGGCCAUGUCGUUUUCUCAAUGAACAUACCUCCACGUUUACUCAAUUCAGGUAAGCACUUGCACGUUGGUGCUAUUGUUACUCUGGUGGAUGUGGUAGGAGCAAUUGCAAUUCCUGCCGCUGGAUUUCCAAUGGAUACUGGAGUUUCCCUCGAGAUCAAUGUGUCAUGCUUCGAUGCUGCUUAUGUCCAUGAGGAGAUUGAGAUUGAUAACAAGGUUCUACGAGUAGGAAAUGCUAUAGCUGUUGUAAGCGUAGAGUUCAGGAAGAAAAAGACGGGCCAAAUUUUUGCUCAAGGGCGUCAUACCAAGUAUCUUCCCUUUGUCAGUAAAAUGUGAAUGUGCAUACAAGUAAUUGUGAAGGAAGCAAACCUGAUAGGUUUUUUUUCAAGACCUUUGGAAAUGUACUUGGCCAGUAAUGUUUUCUAGAGGUUCAAAGGGUGGGUGAUGGCAAUUGGCAAGUUAUGGAGGUAUCCAAAAGGACAAAAGAUCAUCGAGGUGUAGCUACAUUAAUCUUUGUAAACAUAAAUGAUUGGCUUUACAACCAAAUUGCGAAACAAAGUAGUAAAUAGAGGAGAAAUAAACAGAAACACUGUUCGGUCAACAACAACAAAAACAUAAACACUUUUAUCUGCUUGUUUUAGGUUCAUUUCAUUGCAAAUUCAAAUUUAACAAACUAGUAAUAUACGCGUCCAUUACUAUAGACACUAUUUAUCCACUUAAUAGACAAAACAAUAAAUGCCGUGAUAUAUUAGUUUUUUUAGUAACAAAACAUUGUUCAAAUAUUCAUUUUAGUCUCUUAAUGUGUAAUAAAUAGGCACAAUAGUAAAUGAAUGUAUCAAAAUGAUAAAGUAGUCCUUGAUUAUGCACAUCCAACUCGUCCCUCGAGUUAAAAUAUAUGGUUAAUACUGUUUUCAAUGUA